This is a messenger RNA of Ictalurus punctatus (channel catfish), 2629 nucleotides long. RefSeq names its product pseudouridine synthase like 1 (gene pusl1). The record is from RefSeq and is a predicted model, not a curated record. Gene Ontology annotation, biological process: tRNA pseudouridine synthesis. The transcript is spliced from 7 exons. Bases 219 to 1190 code for a protein of 323 amino acids. Gene Ontology annotation, molecular function: RNA binding; pseudouridine synthase activity. Lineage: Eukaryota; Metazoa; Chordata; Actinopteri; Siluriformes; Ictaluridae.
UUGAAUUUAUCCGCUCAUGUGCUGCUCGUUCGUCAUUCUGCGUUUCCAAAACAUACACCGGUGUCGGAGUUUACUUGAUUGUUUUUUUUUUCCCUCGUUGUGUUUGUGUCAAUAAUGAGGCUUUAUAGACCCGAAGUGUCAGUUAUGUCCUUUAUUAAACCAGUCCACUCUCGGUAGAGUUGAUAACACUGUAAUACAUAACACAUAAACCAGCAGUCAUGCAGCAAAGCAGUACUGUUACACGCUAUCUCAUCUUCUUUCAGUACCUCGGAACCAAAUACAGUGGGGUGAUGAAGGCUCCGGCACACCAGCUACUGCAGGGAGUGCAGAAUCAUUUAGAGAACGCAGUGCGAAGGCUGAAGCCUGUAAAUGAAGUAUCGUUGUCCAUCUCCAGUCGAACAGACACCGGUGUGCAUGCGCUCUGCAACUCUGCACAUCUAGACAUCCAGCGCAGAGGAGACAAACCUCCCUUCACCGAACAAGUCCUGACUGAUGCCUUAAACUUCUUUUUAAAACCAGAACCCAUUAGAAUCACAAGAGUCUACUGCGUACAGAAUGACUUUCACGCCCGCUACCGUGCCAUAUCAAGAACCUACGUCUACCGCUUGGCCACAGGAGUCCGUCGUCACGCUGAAUUGCCCAUAACAGAGAAGGAUUUGUGCUGGACAUUAUGGGACACGGAGCUGAACAUAGAUGCCAUGCGAGAGGCAGGAGCCGUGUUCCAGGGAACACACGAUUUCAGCACCUUCCGCGCACUCAGCUCAGACGCUCCAUUCAAGAACCCAGUGAAGACCAUGGAGCUGGUGCAGGUACAGCCGGGCCUCUCCUUUAGCCAGCGCCACUUCCACAGAGACAUCCAGUUUUGGGAGCUCACGUUUAAAAGUAGGUCCUUUUUAUACAAACAAGUUCGGAGGAUGGUUGGGACAUUGGUUGCAGUUGGCCGGGGUAAACUCUCUGUCGAUCAUGUUCAGGAUCUGUUAGACACUAGGGACUCCACGGCCUACCCUCAGAACAUGGCGGCUCCGCCCUACGGCCUCUUUCUGAUAAACGUGGAGUACAACGACUCUGGUAAAGACUCCAUUUUCUUUAAGAUUUCAAAUUUAGAUUUAUUACAAGUUCAAAUCCUAAGCUUUCAUCCUUUGCUGUUUCUGUACAGAUCUGAAGCCGUACACAGGGGCUUGAAUGAUUGAUUAUAAAGGAGAAUGCAAUAUAUCUGUAUAUAAUAAAUACAUUUUGUAUUUAAUUUAUGGAAGGAGUCUCCAGUGUCAGUACUUUGUAAGAGGUAAAGCUGUUCCUUUAAGUUUUUUGCCACAGGAGACAGGGUGACUACAAGCUGUAUGUCUUCUGUGUUAUUAACAUCAAGAGAAAGAACGAGUGUUUCUAGCUACUAUAAUGUAAGUGAUCUUACAUUUCACAUCAUUAAAUGUAAACAGGCUUGUGUGAUCUUGAUUUUUCCAUUAGAAAAUUUUUUUUUAAUAAACAAUUUACGCAUCCAGAACUGAUUGCCUAAACAGAGGAGGGAAACAAGCAUUAAAGGAGAGUGUAAUAAUAUUACCAAAUGUAUGGUCUGGAACUGCUUGCUGGCAGAGGCAAUUGCAGAAAGGUUGGCAGGCAUCAUAAUAUUUAAUCACUGGCUAUCAUGUAAAACCAUGUAGAAAUGAUUAAAUCAUUACAUGGCACAAGCCUAAACGUAACUAUAAAUGGAUAAAUAGCAUGACAGAUAAUUCCUUAAUAAAUAAAAAAUGGUUAGCUUUGAAAAAUUCCCAAAACUUGUAGAUUGUAUUCGUAUUCCAGCACACUCCAUCGUGUUUUAUUUCUUUAUAAAUAAAUAUAUAUAUAUAUAUAUAUAUAUAUAUAAAAAACAUAAAAUCGCUUAGCAAUAAUUUCUUGUAUUUUAUUCUAACAUUGCAAUAUCAUUCAGACAUGUUCUCACCACACACAAUUCUGCAUGUCGCCGUAUUUCUAGGACAAGAAGCAUUCGGCACACCGCAGUGCAACACAGCAGCCUUACACAGAAGCCUAGAAUACAUUCAGAACAUCUAAUCACACGCGUACAUGAUGUGUCUUAUAAGAGUUGGAGUGUUGCAUAUUGUUUGCGUCAUCCACAGGGAUGUAAUGACCAUUUAAAGCGCCAGUUAUUUAUUUCAUUUGAGAGAGAAAAAACACUCGAGCGCCACCACAAUCAAGUAGAGAAGCAUCCCGAGCGAGGUUAUAAACGUUGGUGAGAACAGAGAGGCCACAUCAGGAAGUGUUUGAGCUCAUUCUCGUAGUCUCGGGACACAGAAUGUGUUUUUAUUUCAGUUUUGAGUCCAUUUGCAUGAUCCGCAGCUCGUGUAAAAACACAACUAAUCAAGAGGGACAUGAAAAACGUUUUAAAAAUGUUUAAACCCUGAAGUUAAGCAGGAAUGUUUCUUGCAGGCAACCUUUUUUUAAAAUGAUCAUCAAAUAUUAUGCUGAUUGAGAAAUAAGGCAGAGGUGCCAACAUACAGUUUCAGCUUUAGCGUUUAUGAUUUUUGAUCUCUCACUUUAGCGAUAAAGGAGACUUCUGAAAAUGAUGCUUUUAUGCUUUCACAGUUAAAGCAGCUGACACACAAAAAUGCUAAUAAAAUUCAUCCAGCAGGGAAAAAAA